AUUUUAUCACAUUUAUUGGAGUCUAGAUAACAACGAAAGCCUCGAUAUAAAAAUAAAAAUACUUUUUUUCUAUUAAUUGUCUUUGAGACCACACAAUCGUCUCUGUCACUCAGACGUCACUCGUUCCGCGGGAUAAACUUUGUCCCUUGCGUUGCCCCGUAGUCUUUCCUCUUCUCUACCUGUUUAGACGCUAAAGAUGGCGGAAGCUCCUACAUGGCCCAGCCGGUUCUUCUGUCACAGAUGUGCGGCAGAGAUUAGUCCUCGGCUCCCCGAGUAUACGUGUCCGAGAUGUGAGUCUGGGUUUAUUGAGGAGCUGCUGGAAGAGAGAAGUGCUGACAAUGGCUCCAUGUCGACGAUCUCCAGUGGGCCCCAGAGCCAACAACCAUUUGAGAAUGUGGACCAGCACUUAUUUACAUUCCCUUCCGGCUACGGUCAGUUUUCCCUCAGCGUCUUUGACGACAGCUUUGACUUUGGCGCGGGGCUGGGAACAGAGGAUAACCGGGAUGCCGACAACAGGCGGGAGAGAGAAACGGCGUCACGGCAACGCUACGGCGCCAGGCAACCCAGAAGCCGCCAUGGUUCCAGACGGCAAGCGGGGAGGCAGGAUGGAGUUCCCACAUUAGAAGGAAUCAUUCAGCAGCUUGUGAAUGGAAUAAUUGCACCUACUGCAAUGCCAAAUAUUGGAGUUGGGCCCUGGGGUGUUCUUCAUUCAAAUCCUAUGGACUAUGCCUGGGGAGCUAAUGGACUUGAUGCUAUUAUAACGCAGUUACUAAACCAGUUUGAGAACACGGGGCCUCCUCCUGCUGACAGGGAUAAAAUAAAAACUCUCCCUACAGUACAAGUUACCGACGAGCAUGUUGCUUCAGGACUGGAAUGUCCAGUGUGUAAAGAAGAUUACAGUGUUGGAGAAAACGUGAGGCAGCUCCCGUGCAACCACAUGUUCCACAAUGACUGCAUAGUCCCCUGGCUGGAGCAGCACGACACCUGUCCGGUGUGCAGGAAAAGCUUGAGUGGACAGAACACCGCAACAAACCCCCCCGAACUAUCAGGCAUGAACUUUACGUCCUCCUCUUCCUCCUCCUCCUCUUCUUCAUCCUCCUCGACACCUCAGUCCUCGAGCUCGACCAGCAACGAGAACUCCACUGAUAACUCGUAGAAGGGGCACGUGCCCCCCCCGUCAGCCUCUGAGCGCGUUUGGCUCCGAGGCCGCCGCACUUCAGAGCAGUGACCUCCGACCCCUCCCUGCGGCAGGGCAGAGGCCUGAGUGCGUCUCCCCCCGGGAGCAUUCAGGCCUGCUUCAGGGGUAAGUGAUACAUGUGUUUGUGUAUUUCUGCCGGUCGCGUUGCCCCCACCCUAAUCAGGAAUCUGAACAAUGAAAGGGUGGAGGCCCGAAACGCAGCUUCUGUCAGGGAGGAGGUGGAGAAGCAUGAAAACCUCAAGAGGCCCGAUCCGCCCGAAGCACCUCAUACAAGAAGAGAAAACAAAGGGAUCCAAAGGUAGAAGACUAGAAACAACAAGACUUUUUUUGUUUUUGUUUUUUUAAUCUCUAGACUGAUAUGGUUUAAAAUGACACUCUUUUACCAAUGAAACAAAGAGUUGUAAAAAUGAUUCCUGUUUUUCUUUUUUAAGAGUUAGCAUUCAUAUCUCAGUGUGUGAAAGUGCACUUUGGUGCACCUCUUAAGUGUGAAUCAAAGUUUCGCAUAUUGUUUAGAGGAAUAUUGCAUUUGAUCCUGCCAUUUCCAGAUGAUUUGGCAAUAGCUUUGUAAUUAUUAUGUUUUGAGGAUGCAUUUACUGUUUUGAAAUUACCUGACACUACACAGGUACCAUUGUUUGCACUUAAAAGUAUUUGUAGGAUUGCAGUAACAGGUUUUUUAAUUUUUAUUUUAAUAAAAUGAUGACCAUAAUUCAGUUACAUUGAAUAUGAAUUAUAUUUGCAAGCCUAAAACUGAAGGCACUUGCAUGUCUCCCGAGACUAUUUCAAUUCAUUUGUGGAUUUUAACCUAAAAAUAAAUAUUUUCUCAAGCGAUCAGUUGAAACACUAGUCAUUUCCACCAUGAUCAUGUUCCAAAAAUCUAUACAGAAAUAUUAAAUAGGUUUUGUUGCUAGCACUUAUUUCAUGCAAUGUCUUGUCCAUAUGACCGUUUUCAGUAUCUUUUUAAAGUCAAAUCACAGCAACAGCAGUCGUAAAAAUGGCCAGAAGGACUGUCCUCGUUUAAGUUAACCAGUACUUUAGUAUAUGAAUAACUGAUAUAAGGACAGUCUGUGGUGAUGUAAGCAGGAGACUACCUACAAUUUUAAUAAUAAAUAAAGAAUAAAAGAUUUUUGCAUAAGUUGCUCCAAUGUGUUUCACAAUUCUUUGUUUUUAUAAGAAUAAGCACAGACAAUGGAUUAAAAAUUUAUUCAUCCUUUAAAAAAAAAAAUCCAAAACUCUGGCUUCUCUGUGUUGUUUAUUGGUUCCUCUCUUAGGCCUUGUUGAUUCCUGGAACAAUAACCUCAUUAACUCCAUUCUCUGGCUCUUUUUCAAUGCAUAAUAAAGCUUUGACAUAAUUUUGUACUUUCAAAGUCAUACCAGGUAAAAAGGCUUGGAAAAAGUAAACAAUCUGUGUGUUCGCAGCUUCAGUCACUUGGUAAACACUGAAUAAACCAAUUACA
Messenger RNA from Menidia menidia (Atlantic silverside), 2652 nucleotides. The record is from the annotation of a GenBank genome assembly. Lineage: Eukaryota; Metazoa; Chordata; Actinopteri; Atheriniformes; Atherinopsidae.